CAUCACUGGAGGACUCUGGGCAAUAACACAGAUAUCCUCGAGUGAAAAACACAAAAAAUAGCAUCAGAGAGAGAGGCAGGAAAACUGUUUGUAUGGCACCUCAGUCGUGCGUAAUGAAUCCUGCGCAGGGAUCACCGCCCUCGGCUGCUCCGGAGGAGACCUCACCGGAGGACCGAGCCGCUGGUGGCACAGGGACUGAUGAGCUGGACCUAUCAUCUGUCCGAAGGUGUAAAACCAAAAGUUUAGAGCUGCCUUUCAGUGUGGAAUCACUCAUAUCAGGCAGGACGCCGGACAGGAGCAUCCACUCCCCGGAGCCUGGUUCAGGAUGCGUCCGCGGAGAGGAGACAGAGUGUGCGUCACUGAGGGGACUUAAUCGGCCCAAAGCAGAGGCGGGGGACCUCAGCGACAAGGAGACGAGUCCCUGGUAUCAGGCUACUUACGCAUCCCCUCCAAGACUUCCCAGCCCGAGUGCUUGUAAUCUACGGAAACACAAGAACAACAGGAAACCCAGAACUCCUUUCACAACCUCUCAGCUGCUUUCUCUGGAGAGGAAGUUCCGUCAGAAACAGUACCUCUCCAUCGCAGAGAGAGCCGAGUUCUCCAGCUCCCUCAGCCUCACAGAGACCCAGGUCAAGAUCUGGUUUCAGAACCGCAGGGCAAAGGCCAAGAGACUGCAGGAGGCCGAGCUGGAGAAGUUCAAGCUGGCCGCGAAGCCGCUGCUGCCGGCCUUCGCCUUCCCCUUCCCGAUGAGUGCGCACAUGGGCACACCGUCACUCUACGGGGCCCUGAACGGACCGCGGCCUGCCUUCCCCGUCCCAGGACUAUUCAGUGGACCAUAUGGGAUGUACUACUUGUCUUAACACACACCAACCUUGAACUGAAUCGUUGGGACUGCCGCUUUUUUAAAAAAAAAAAAAAAAUGCCUUUAUACAGUAAUAACACUGCAAAAAUGUCCAUCUUUUGAGCCAACCCGUCUGAAAUCUUAUAUUAAAUCUUAUGUGAAAUAUUUUUAUCAUAAUGAAAAAAAGUAUGUUUUUCUCAG
This is a messenger RNA of Plectropomus leopardus (leopard coralgrouper), 1042 nucleotides long. RefSeq names its product muscle segment homeobox 3 (gene msx3). Gene Ontology annotation, molecular function: DNA-binding transcription factor activity, RNA polymerase II-specific; RNA polymerase II transcription regulatory region sequence-specific DNA binding. Gene Ontology annotation, biological process: regulation of transcription by RNA polymerase II; embryonic morphogenesis. NCBI's taxonomy places the organism in Eukaryota, Metazoa, Chordata, Actinopteri, Perciformes, Serranidae. The record is from RefSeq and is a predicted model, not a curated record. Gene Ontology annotation, cellular component: nucleus.